Messenger RNA from Monomorium pharaonis (pharaoh ant), 984 nucleotides. Its product is annotated as probable oligoribonuclease. Gene Ontology annotation, molecular function: nucleic acid binding; 3'-5'-RNA exonuclease activity. The record is from RefSeq and is a predicted model, not a curated record. The transcript has 5 exons. The coding region runs from base 207 to 893 and encodes 228 amino acids. Lineage: Eukaryota; Metazoa; Arthropoda; Insecta; Hymenoptera; Formicidae. Gene Ontology annotation, cellular component: mitochondrion.
CAAUUUGUUUUCUAUCUUUCAUCAUUCAUCGAUGCACGUUUUUCGUUUUUUAACUUCUUUUUAAAAUUAUUAUCGCGUUGUUAUAAAUUUAUUUUAUCAAUUCUGCUUGCGAAUAAUCGGCGUUCCGACGAUUAGGUGUAGCGUGAACUAUUUAAUAUAUUUUGUACUCAAACACGUGAGACGUUUUCCAAUGAUUUUCCAACUGCAUGACGAGGUUAGGUUCAAAGUUAGUGAAUAUGAUCUUUUCGCGCGCUACUGGAUUUCUUUCCAGGUACCUGUAUCACGGAGCUCGACGUUGUUUAAAUAACGAACAUGUUAUUUCGACAUCAGUGGAAACGCAGAAUGAAGGUAGAAAUGAAAAUCACAUUGUCUGGCUGGAUAUGGAGAUGACAGGGUUAGAGGUGGAAACAUGUCAUAUCUUGGAACUUUCAUGUUUCAUAACCAACGAACAGUUAGAGGUUACAAGUGAUUACUUGAACGUUGUUAUACAUCAGCCAGAUAAAGUCUUGGAGAAUAUGUCUGAUUGGUGCAAACUACAACAUAGAAAGACUGGCUUAAUCGAUGAAUGUCAAAUGAGUAAGAUUACAUUAGAGGAGGCACAACAAAAGACAUUGCAUUUUUUGGAGAACUACGUCCCGAAAGGAAUAUGUCCAUUGGCUGGAAACUCGGUCUACAUGGAUCGCAUUUUCCUGAAAAAGUACAUGCCAUUGAUCAACAAUUAUUUGCAUUACAGGAUCAUCGACAUUAGCUCAAUUCAAGAGUUGGCUAGGAGAUGGCAGCCAAGAAUAUGUAAAGCAGCUCCAAAAAAACAACAUGUUCACAGAGCUGCACUCGACAUAAAAGACAGUCUAAACGAGCUUCGUUAUUAUAAGAAAAAUCUGUUUGUAUCAUAAAGUUAAAAAUGGAUAGUUUUGACAAUUAUUCAUUUUUCUAUUGCUGUAAUUAAACGACUUGUUUAUAUAUAUAUGUAAGACAGAGGACUGA